AUGCGAAAAAUACCAGCUGAUAAACAAGGAAAUCUUCAGCGAAUUUCUGAAAUAUUGCCUAAAUAUUGUGCGGGGAGAUUGUGCGCACUUGACGAAAAAAUCUUUGAUCCUCUAUGCUUAUUAACAGGCGGGAAAUGUGGAAAAAAUAUGGUCUUCAAAACCGUAUAUCGGACUUUACGCAUGGGCAUGUCGAGCAUGUUAUCUUUAACUUUUUGUAUUCAGCAAUGCACUUGCGUCAAUAAAUAUGUGAAAAAAGAUGGACAGUGCAUUAAGCAAAACAGCUUUCCGGUACGAAACGAAACUGAGUUUCGAGCUGAAAUUUUGCCUAAACGCUGUACGGGAAGAGAGUGUGCACUUGACGAAGAGAUUUCUGAUGUUUCAUGUUCCCUAACUGGAAAAAUGUGUGGAACCAAUAUGAUAUUUGAUAAAGUUGGUAAAUCAAACGAAACAAAUGUUCCGUGUUCAUUGACUGGUAAAAUAUGUGGAACCAAUGUAAUUUUUGACAAAGUCAGUAAAUCGUACGGAACAAAUGGUACUAAGAUUUGUGUUCAAAGGUGUACUUAUUUGGAUGAAGAAUACAUCAAGGCAAUUGGUCAAUGCAUCCUUCCUGCGAAAGGAAAAAAAACUACAACACCAAUUUUAACCCAACGAUCUGCCGCCGAAUAUCCACAACUUCCCCUUCUUGAGACUCGCGCAAAUUGCGAAGGGCGAUCCUGCGAGAUUCGCGAACCACUUUGCACACUAACAAGUCGAAAAUGUGGUCAUAAUAUGGUCUACAAAACGUCCGAACGAUUGAUUUACAUCGAUGGUCAUCUUGAAAUAUGCUUUCAACAAUGCAAAUGCAUCAGCGAAGAAUAUAUAGAAAAAGAUGGGCGAUGCAUUAAGAAGGAAAGAAAGGAAAAUGAAACGCAGGUCACAUAA
Dracunculus medinensis (Guinea worm) is the source of this 921-nucleotide messenger RNA. The record is from the annotation of a GenBank genome assembly. NCBI's taxonomy places the organism in Eukaryota, Metazoa, Nematoda, Chromadorea, Rhabditida, Dracunculidae.